AUGGCAAAAAGUAUUCGAAGUAAAUCGAAAAGGAAGUUCCGAGCCGUCAAACGCACCAAGAGCCUCAAAAAAAUGAAGGACGAACUCCAAAAUAUCGCGAACCUCGAUGUGAAGCUUGUCACCCUGCCGUUUGUAACUCGGAAUGAACUGCUUACUGCCUCUCGACAGGAACCACCUGCGGCAUCUGAUCUGGCGGACCAGGGACAGAAAGAUCAAGCUGAACCCAUGGAGACAUCCAAGGCAGUGUCUAUACGAAACCAGCACGGCAAUUACCCGGUAUGGAUGAACAAACGAGAAAGGAAACGGCAAAUAAGGUUGUACAGAAUGAAAAAGAGGAGUAAAAGACGUUGA
Opisthorchis viverrini is the source of this 351-nucleotide messenger RNA. RefSeq lists its product as hypothetical. The transcript has 2 exons. Gene Ontology annotation, biological process: dendrite extension. The coding region runs from base 1 to 351 and encodes 116 amino acids. Gene Ontology annotation, cellular component: nucleolus. NCBI's taxonomy places the organism in Eukaryota, Metazoa, Platyhelminthes, Trematoda, Opisthorchiida, Opisthorchiidae. The record is from RefSeq and is a predicted model, not a curated record. Gene Ontology annotation, molecular function: RNA binding.